Entrophospora sp. SA101 is the source of this 495-nucleotide messenger RNA. The record is from the annotation of a GenBank genome assembly. Lineage: Eukaryota; Fungi; Glomeromycota; Glomeromycetes; Entrophosporales; Entrophosporaceae.
AUGCUUGGUUACAAUGAGUUAGUUAUUCUGCUAACUAAUAAUAAUUAUCUUUUUUUCAAACAUUGUAAAAUCAGAAUAUCAAAUUCAAGAAGAAAAAAUACUGAUGAAGGAUAUAGAAGGCCUGCUGUGAGGAGUUGUGUACUGGCCCUGAAGAGCAUAUUGGAGGUAAUAGGAGAGAUAGAUGUGAAAAAAUUGAAUAAGGUGGUGUUGGAAGAGAAUGAAACAAGGUGCUCAGAUUUAGAAGAUGAGUUGGGCAAUCUUGAGAGUUUGUUGUUGAUAGAGGAUCAAAAAGAAGAUGAGUCAGAAGAUGAGUCAGAGGCCGGGGACAAUGAAGAACCACCACCACCAAUGGUUACAAUUAAAGAAGCUUAUGAAUCUUUAAAGAAAGUAAUUAGAUUUGAAGAACAACAAGAUGAAAUAAUCAAUUAUAAUAUAAAGAAGUUGGAAACAUUUAGAAAAUAUCUUCCUUGUUAUGAGAGCAUUACACUAUUUUAA